GACCACAACGUCAACGCCACUUUGCAGAGAAAACGAAAAAAAAGUCCAGCUCCACAGCCAUUUCUGUCACACCCUGCAGGCUUUGGCAAAAAGUGGCCCAUUUUUGCGCUGGAAAGUGAACGGAAACAUCACCAAAGUGCAGUUUAAGUGGCGUGCGUCGUGCUGAAAGUGGAUUUGACCGGAAUCGGUUCCGGGAUCGUGCAGGAAUCUUGCGUUGAAAAGUGGGUUUUCGGGGUAGCCAACUUCUUCUUUUUCUUGGGGUGGUGAGUGACUGCGGGUCCACACUCCAGCAGCGCAGAAAUCCGUCGUCCGUGGCACAAAGUGUGGCAGUGUGUUGGUGUUGACAAGCGAGAGACAGCAGCAGUAGGCGAGCUCAGUUGCAUCAACACAACGGAACUCCGACGGGGGUGACUCAUCUGUGACUACUCUUCCGUGCGAGACAGCUCCGACGAAGACGACGGCGGCCAUGGGAACCUUGGACUUUGGCCAGGUGGCCCUCAAGUGGGACCCGAAGAACCUGGAGAUCCGGACGAUGUCGGUGGAGAAGACGCUGGAGCCGCUGGUGCUGCAGGUCACGACCCUGGUCAACACAAAGGGUCCCAGCAAGAAGAAGAAGGGCAAAUCCAAGCGCGCCAGCGCCCUCGUUGCAGCCGUCGAGAAGGCCACCGACAUCUUCAUCGAGCGGGGCGAGCAGAUCGCGUACGAAAACCCGGACAUUACGCAGGAGAUGCUGUCGGCGGUUGACGAGGUGCGCAAGACCGGUUCGGCGAUGUCGAUCGCAGCGCGCGAGUUCUCCGAGGAUCCGUGCAGCUCCCUGAAGCGUGGAAACAUGGUGCGUGCGGCGCGCAAUCUGCUCUCCGCCGUGACGCGGCUGCUCAUCCUGGCGGACAUGGUGGAUGUGCACUUGCUGCUCAAGUCGCUGCACGUCGUCGAGGACGAUUUGGAUAAGCUGCGCAACGCCAGCUCGCAGGACGAGCUGAUGAACAAUAUGCGCCAGUUUGGUCGCAAUGCCAACGAGCUGAUCAAGCAGGCUGCCAAGCGCCAACAGGAACUUAAAGAUCCCCAGCUGCGGGACGACCUGGCCGCGGCCCGUGCCGUGCUGAAGAAACAUUCCACGAUGUUGCUGACGGCGUCCAAGGUGUACGUGCGCCACCCGGAGCUCGACCUGGCCAAGGUCAACCGGGACCACAUCCUGAAGCAGGUCUGCGAAGCGGUCAACACGAUCAGCGAUGUGGCCCAGGGCAAGGCCACCUCGCCGCAGGACAUUUACGUGGGCGCCGGCGAGCUGGCCGCCGCUCUGGACGACUUUGACGAGGGCAUCAUCAUGGAUCCGCUGGCGUACAACGAGGUCCGCUCGCGACCCUCGCUCGAGGAACGGCUGGAGAGUAUCAUCAGUGCGGCGGCGCUGAUGGCCGACGCGGACUGUACGCGGGACGAGCGCCGCGAGCGGAUCGUUGCCGAGUGCAAUGCCGUUCGGCAAGCGCUGCAAGAUCUGCUGUCUGAGUACAUGUCCAACGUGAGUAGAACUCCGAUGGGCACCAAGGAGCGCACGCCGGAGCUGGAGCGUGCCAUCGGCCAGAUGUACCGCAAAACCAAGGACCUGCGCCGGCAGCUGCGCAAGGCCGUCGUCGACCACGUGUCGGACUCGUUCCUCGAGACGAACAUGCCCCUGCUGGAUCUGAUCGAUGCGGCCCGUUCCGGUAACGAGAAGAAGGUCCACGAGCGGGCCGAAACGUUCACGAAGCACGCCGAAAAGCUCGUCGAGGUGGCCAAUCUGGUGUGCAGCAUGUCGAACAACGAGGACGGCGUCAAGAUGGUCCGUUACGCCGCCGCUCAGAUCGAAACGCUCUGUCCGCAGGUCAUCAACGCGGCGUUGAUUCUGUGCGCCCGCCCCAACUCGAAGGUCGCCCAGGAGAACAUGGAAGCGUACCGGCUGGCCUGGGAGAACCAGGUGCGGAUCCUGACGGAGGCCGUCGACGACAUCACCACGAUCGAUGACUUCCUGGCCGUUUCGGAGAACCACAUCCUCGAGGACGUCAACAAGUGCGUGCUGGCGCUGCAGGAAGGCGACGCGCUGGACCUGCGAAACACCGCCGGGGCCAUCCAGGGCCGGUCGGCGCGCGUCUGCAACGUCGUCGAGGCCGAGAUGGACAACUACGAGCCGUGCAUCUACACGAAGCGCGUCCUGGAGGCAGUCAAGGUGCUGCGCGACCAGGUCAUGUCCAAGUUUGCGCAGCGCGUUGACGUCGCCGUUGACGCGCUGUCCUCGAACUCGGCCAAGGACGUCGACGAGAACGACUUUAUCGACGCGAGCCGGCUCGUGUACGACGGAGUGCGCGAGAUUCGCCGCGCCGUGCUGAUGAACAGGAGCUCGGACGAGCUGGACACGGAUACAGAGUUUGAACCCGUUGAAGAUAUGACCGUAGAAACGAGAAGUAGAUCGAGUGCCCACACCGGCGAUCAGACCAUCGACGAAUAUCCGGACAUUAGUGGAAUCACAACGGCUAGGGAAGCGAUGCGAAAGAUGAACGAGGAGGACAAGCAGAAGAUCAUGCAGCAGGUCGAGCUGUUCCGGCGGGAGAAGCUCACGUUCGACUCGGAGGUGGCCAAGUGGGACGACACCGGCAACGACAUAAUCUACCUGGCCAAGCACAUGUGCAUGAUCAUGAUGGAAAUGACGGACUUUACGCGUGGACGCGGCCCGCUCAAGACCACCAUGGACGUGAUCAACGCGGCCAAGAAGAUCUCCGAGGCGGGCACCAAGCUGGACAAGCUGACGCGCGAGAUCGCCGACCAGUGCCCGGAGAGCUCCACCAAGAAGGAUCUGCUGGCGUACCUGCAGCGUAUCGCGCUCUACUGCCACCAGAUCCAGAUCACCUCGAAGGUCAAGGCCGACGUGCAAAACAUCAGUGGUGAACUGAUCGUGUCAGGGGUAAUUCUCGACAGUGCCACCUCGCUCAUCCAGGCCGCUAAAAAUUUGAUGAACGCCGUGGUCUACACGGUUAAGUACUCUUACGUCGCAUCCACCAAAUACACCCGCCAGGGUACCGUCUCGAACUACUCGCCGAUCGUGGUGUGGAAGAUGAAGGCGCCGGAGAAGAAGCCGCUGGUGCGCCCGGAGAAGCCGGAAGAGGUUCGCGCCAAGGUGAGGCGCGCCUCGCAGAAGAAAACUCAGAAUCCCGUACACGCUCUCUCGGAGUUCCAGAGCCCGACCGAUGCGGUCUAAGGAGACUAGGGGUCGGCGGCGAACUCCGCAAUAUUCCGACAAUUUAUGCUAUAAGAUCAUCCAAAAUCAUCAUCCUAAACAGAUUGCAAAAGUUGUUGAGGAAGGAAGUCUAUUGCGUGCGCGAUUUGCUUCCGAAACAAAGCUGGAAGUGCGCAAACAUUUUUUUAUCGGAAAAGCAGCAGAACAGUCAGAUGAAAGGAAAUUUAUUCCAAAUAAUUUUUUAUUUAUUUUUAUAACGUAUAUUUUUUUAAUGCGACGAAACUGAACGGACUAAAAGCGAGCAGCACGCGAAAAAAAAAGUAUCGAUUAAAAUUAGGGUUGUGUAUUGAAAGAUUUGUAGAAUGUUUGGAACUUCAAAAACUCGAUUGAAGACAACUUUUAAUAUUUUUAAAAAUAUUUUUCAUCGCGAGCUUAUAUUUAUUUUACACACUUUAUAUUGAGUAUAACUUUUUUAUAUUCUCACACAAAUAAAUGGUGUUAAUCAGUAUUCUAAAAAAUAAAACAAAUAUAUUCCAAGAAAAAAAGAUCAAACAAAUAUUCACUGAUACAAAUAAACGAGAAUCUUUCAAAUUGAAGCAUUUUAAUGUUAAAACUUGCCCGAAUUUAUCGCCAAAAUAACAGAGGAUAGACUACAUUUGAAUAAAGUUUCCAAAAAAUAGACAGAUAUAAAAAAAAAAACAAAAGACAUAAACGCGAAAGUCAGCGCGAUAGCUCAACCACAAGCACAGACAAACAGACAUGAAAGCUAGAACAAUUUUUUGUUCAAAAAGUGGGACCAGUUUAAAUUUGAAUUUCGUUUGCCCACUAACGACAUCUAUCUACGAUUCCUUGAACCUCUGUCUCCCCAAUGACAGCAGGACAUGCGAUGUAUGUAUGAGUAUAUGUUGACAGAUAACCAACAUCCAAAGCAAUCAUAAACAAAUCGAAAAUGCAUAAGGACAGAAAAAAUGGUUAGCUCCGUUUCGACGGAAAUUCCCCAUUUUGCUGUUCAGAAGCCCGACGGAAAAUCGCGGCUGCAAGGUCAGUUUGUUCCUUUCGUCAUUGGCUAAGUAAACUCCUCCAAUAAAAGCAUGUGCCGUGCCGCGGACAACACCGGAUCGGAUCGAUCAUAACGAAGACAAUGCAGUUGGUUCCGUUGAAUGAGCGGAGCCGCGGGGUGGUUCCGUUCUGUCGUGCUCAGGUGGACUAGGCUGCGCCUGUCUUUGCGGAGUGACUGUUUGCCUGCACAGCCUCGAUCUCCCCGUUGCCACGGUCAUACUGACGAGGUGGAAGAGCGGCCAACGACUUGCACGCAUUGAAUCUACCUCGAUGAACGCGAUGCCCUGAAAAAAAUCUGACCUAGUAGCUAGGAUAUUCCGUUGGGUGCUUGAACAAGUCGCAGUGCAUCCUUCAAUUCAUCCUAGGGCAGUCAUCAGCUCAGUAUUCGGGAACAAACCAAGUGGCGCUGGAAACUCUAUCCACCGAGAGAUGGGUGGGGUGGGGUCCUCCACCUCGCCAAAAUCAACGUGGCAACAAGCGCGCCAAAGACAACGCUGCGCAGCUGGUUUCAAGCUCUCCGCCUGCACCGGCCACCGGUGCUUGAACAAGUCGCAGUGCAUCCUUCAAUUCAUCCUAGGGCAGUCAUCAGCUCAGUAUUCGGGAACAAACCAAGUGGCGCUGGAAACUCUAUCCACCGAGAGAUGGGUGGGGUGGGGUCCUCCACCUCGCCAAAAUCAACGUGGCAACAAGCGCGCCAAAGACAACGCUGCGCAGCUGGUUUCAAGCUCUCCGCCUGCACCGGCCACAAAGAAACUGCACCGAUGAAACCGCCCGCCCAAACAACCCAAUCCACCGGAGAAACAGGCACGGCCGCACGGAACCACUUAGCAACUCCGCUCACUCAGCGGAACCUUCGUUGUGAUAGAACCCACGGGAAGCCCCAGAAAAACGACUUCGAUCCGUAGAUUUUCAAAAAUACGGUGGAUAACUCUACGCGUUGUCGUCUUGUCGGCAACCAAAACAAAAUAAAAAUGAAAGCUCAAAGCUGUCAUUUCGAAGAACGGUCGCUGAGCACAAAGGCGCCUCUGGUGGUGAAACCGGAAAGCAAUUACCAUGCUUUUCAAAUUUUUGAAAAAUGACCGUUACAUUCUUGGGACAAGUUAGUGACCUCGACUUUCAUGUCUGUUUGUCUGUGCCACAAGUCAAUCACUAGGCCACGCGGUUGGGCCACAAGCUCGACAGCUAGAGAGGGUCGGCAGCAGAUUUAAAAGGAGUAAUGAAGGUAAAUAGUGUUACGGUGUUACAAAGUCUCACAAAAGAAAAAAAAAUACAAACGAAAUCUGAUUUUAAUUCGCACACAUACUGCACGCAAAGAAACAUGCAAAUAUUCUAUAACCAACUAUCGUGUAAUAAAUGGAAAAGUGUAGUUGAA
Molecule: messenger RNA, 5636 nt
Organism: Culex quinquefasciatus (southern house mosquito)
Lineage: Eukaryota; Metazoa; Arthropoda; Insecta; Diptera; Culicidae
Gene: alpha-Cat
Product: catenin alpha
Exons: 10
Coding region: 467-3226 (919 amino acids)
Biological process (GO): cell migration; cell-cell adhesion
Cellular component (GO): actin cytoskeleton; adherens junction; catenin complex
Molecular function (GO): beta-catenin binding; cadherin binding; structural molecule activity
Source: RefSeq, a predicted model, not a curated record